Messenger RNA from Perkinsus marinus ATCC 50983, 1515 nucleotides. Its product is annotated as High-affinity cAMP-specific 3',5'-cyclic phosphodiesterase, putative. Gene Ontology annotation, molecular function: 3',5'-cyclic-nucleotide phosphodiesterase activity. Gene Ontology annotation, biological process: signal transduction. Bases 26 to 1054 code for a protein of 342 amino acids. The record is from RefSeq and is a predicted model, not a curated record. NCBI's taxonomy places the organism in Eukaryota, Perkinsozoa, Perkinsida, Perkinsidae. The transcript has 3 exons.
UGUCGCAUUUCCGACCUCCUCACGCAUGCCUUUCUCAUGCCUCGGCAAUUUUAUGAAGGUUACUUGCCAAGUUUUCAAGACUAAACGUCUUAGCUCAGUUUCUUCGAUAUCGACGCAAGAUUCAGAUGGUUACUCGUCGUGGGAGGCCGUUGAGCUCGAGAAGGCAGUGACUGAUUUCAACUGGGACAUCUUCGACUUCGUCGAUGGCUUGCGGGAUCCAACCGACGUAUUGAAAACGGUGGGGAUAUUCUUAUUCAAACGGGCCGCGAAGGAUCUGCAGCUCGACUGGUAUCCCCGAGCAAUGAAGUGGCUGAGACUAGUCCAAGACGCUUACCAAGAUGUGCCCUUCCAUAAUGUUGUACAUGCGGCUGAUAUUGCUAUUGCUCUACAUCAUCUACUUGAAGUUUUCGAGCGAUCAUUCAACUUGGAUGCAUUGGACCUCAUCGCCUGUUACUGUGCCGCACUGGCGCAUGAUGUUUAUCACCCGGGUUAUUCCAAUCGGUAUGUGCUCGCCUUUUGGGGUAUCAAAGACUCUUCUGAUACGCAUCCUCUGGAGACAAUACACGCUCGAGAGGCGGUCCGAAUGCUGCGAGAAACGGGCAUGGCUGAGCUCCUAGGUGGUCGUCGUGUAGAUCUUAUUCAUCGUAUGAUCAUCGCGACUGAUAUGCAACAACAUAACAUGUGGGUAGAAAAGGCGAAAUGCCUGGACUCCCUAUCGAAAGAGGAUCGUCUGUGUGUUAUGCUACAUGCAGCUGAUAUAUCUAAUCCUGCCAGGAGUCGAUCGGUGAUGCAGAAAUGGUCCAUACGAUGCAUGAGGGAGUUUUGGAAUGAACGGGAUCUGUUUCUGGCCAAGGGCGUUGAUCCGCCUUCUACUCUGCCUCCUCGAGCGACUUCAAACGUGUCGUUGGCAUCUGCACAAAUAGGCUUUAGCAAGUUCUUUGUGAGGCCCCUACUAGUUGCCAUGUUGGACUCGAAGUCUUGGGAUUGGAUUCGGAAUAUAGAUGAUAAUAUUCGCACAAGGGAAAGUGUUAUAGAAGCCUAUUGCUGUGAAUAAAUCGUGUAUUGCUCGCUACGGCGAUGUUGAUCAUGAUUAUCAGUUGCCUUUUAGUUUGAUGAAUAUUUGUUUUUUUCACUCUCGCUCUCACAUGAGCCUGUAUGAAUAGCAUAGUGUUAUUUCUUAAUCGAUGUUAUUCUCUCCAAGCUGUCUAUCUGUCAAUGGAUCAUUAAUAGAGCGCACGUAGUAAUAGUAGUAGUAUCACCCCUUUGCUGUUCACUUCAUCAUCAUCCUACUAUUACUAAGUUAUUUGAAGUCUUCCAUCACCACGUUUGUGUACUACUACUACUACUACUACUACUACUACUACUACUACUACUACUACUACUACUAUUACUACUACUACGAGGUCAUUGAUCCAUUCGUGAGGGCGUCCUCCUACAAGAGGGGUGUUUUAUUAUCGCUCUUUUCGGAUACGCCCUCUGUAGUCGUUGUUGUUAUAGAUCCUGCUACUAUUGCUG